Messenger RNA from Engraulis encrasicolus (European anchovy), 3589 nucleotides. RefSeq names its product homeobox C13a (gene hoxc13a). The transcript has 2 exons. Gene Ontology annotation, biological process: regulation of transcription by RNA polymerase II. Lineage: Eukaryota; Metazoa; Chordata; Actinopteri; Clupeiformes; Engraulidae. Bases 776 to 1699 code for a protein of 307 amino acids. Gene Ontology annotation, molecular function: RNA polymerase II cis-regulatory region sequence-specific DNA binding; DNA-binding transcription factor activity, RNA polymerase II-specific. The record is from RefSeq and is a predicted model, not a curated record.
GUGAGUUUGUUGCCUAAUGUAGACAUCUAUUAAUUUGUCCUUCCAACAUUUUCUCUUUAAUUUGCUUUUUAUUCAUAUGUACGCCUAACUAUUUUCUGCCACGUCAGUGCCAGAACUAUGUUGUUUUUUCUCAGGUUACCAUUUAGAAUUUUCGGACCGUACAAUCAGCUUUUCUACUCUGGAAAUAUCACGGUUUAAAAUGCAAUAUUGCAUUGUUAAUUGCUGUCCUUUACAAGCUAUUCCAAAAUUUAAGAUUUCCUCACACCAGGCCUAUUUGGAUAGGCUGUUAUUUCGGUAUGACACACUCGUCACCCUGUUCUGUCAAUUCCCUAGCUUUUGAAAGUAAGUUCCACACUGAUCAACUGGUAUCAACUUCAGAAUUAAAUGAGAGCAUAUGAUGCAUUGAAGUGUUUUUAGAAUGUAGGGUCAGUUUAUUCAAACGAAAUGGCAUUCACUAUUUUUUUUGCCCUUCGAUUGUUGUUUGGUGUCUCUGCCCCUUUAAGAGCGGUUGUUUGUGGCUGCCUCAACCAAUGGCUGUCUUUCCCCUCUCAAGGAAGGCUGCUGUGAAACGUGAGUCUGUGGCUGUUUUAAAGGGAUUAUCCUUCCCACCUAUAGCCCCCAUCUCCUCGGCCCUUGUUAGCAUAUCACGUGCUCGUGUCUUAAUGAACUGAGCGCACAGGUCUUUGCGCGCGCAUGCGCCCCGGUGGCAUGUCGUUGGAAAUGAGGGAUCUGUCUUGGAGUGGUCGAGUUUUUAAAAGCAUAGGCAGUCCAUGAUAUGACGACUUCACUGGUCUUGCAUCCACGCUGGGCAGACACCUACAUGUACGUUUAUGAAAAAAGCCCGAAUGAAAACACUCAGAAUAAAACCCAAGCCAUGGAGGGACUAAGCGGGAACUGUCCUGCCACCCACUGCAGGGACCUCAUCUCACACCCUGGGCUGGGACGACAUUCUGGUACCAUAGCGACUCACCAGGGAUCCGUCUACUCGGAUAUAUCUUCUCCUGACAGCGGCCGGCAAUGCCCCGGCGCACAGACUUCCUCUAGCGCCUCUCUUGGGUACGGCUACCCAUUUGGAAACCCUUACUACGGGUGCCGACUCUCUCAUUCGCACAAUGUGAACUUGCAGCAGAAGCCUUGCUCGUAUCACCCAGCAGAGAAAUAUGUCGAGCCCAGCGCCGCGCUGCCCUCGGAGGAGCUCUCAAGCCGGGCAAAAGAAUUCGCGUUUUACCCUAGCUUUGCCAGUUCUUACCAAGCGGUGCCAGGAUACUUGGACAUGUCAGUGGUGCCCGGCAUUAGCACACAUCCAGAGCCACGGCAUGACGCACUGAUCCCCAUGGAGGGAUACCAGCACUGGGCGCUCUCCAAUGGUUGGGACGGUCAGGUAUAUUGUUCGAAGGAACAAACACAGUCGACCCAUCUUUGGAAGUCCCCCUUUCCAGAUGUUGUCCCUCUGCAGCCGGAGGUGAGCAGCUACCGACGGGGUCGCAAGAAGCGCGUCCCUUACACCAAGGUACAACUAAAGGAACUAGAGAAGGAGUACGCGGCCAGCAAAUUCAUCACCAAAGACAAGAGAAGACGUAUCUCCGCCACCACCAAUCUCUCCGAGCGCCAAGUCACCAUCUGGUUCCAGAACCGACGAGUAAAGGAAAAGAAAUUCGUCGGUAAAUCUAAGACAAAUAAUCACAUGCACACCACCUGAUGAAUGGCCGAAGGAGAUGGCCAACAACCAAUAUGCUCACUCUGCGAUCUAAACAUCCGAACUGUAUCAUUUGGUUUCUGAGUCCUGUAGGAGGAACACUUGAGACAAGUUCCCUCGCCCGGUCUCAUGAAUUCUUUAUUUAAUUUCAAAUCAGUGCACACCACAUUCUUCAUAAGUGUAUGGCUUAAACUGUGAAAAUAUUUGUCAUGUCAAACUCUUUUUCUAUGAAUGUACAUAUAUAAAUAUAUAAUAAUUUAAGUUUCUGAAAGACAAUUUAAUCGUGUUUUCAUGUGAACAUUACAAAUUCAUGUGAUGAUAUUCCACCGAUGAAGCCUACAUACAUUGUCUUGUGCGCACACCCAGAACACACCAGCAAUAUGGGUUCACAAAUUAACAAAUCAAAAUGGAAGCAUACGUUUGAUGUCAGAAAAAAAAAUGAAAUUAAGUAGCCAGUGUGUAUAUGCUUCGACCUUUUGGGGCAAACGACUUGAAUAAAUAGGCUACUUGCAGGCGGACUGCACCGGAAAUGGAAACAAUACUGCGGUCCAUACAAGGAUGUCGAACAGUUGCUGCAGGACUGCAUGGCAUUUUGAUUUUCGGCACAGAAGAAAAAUAAUCACAAUCGAGCAGGGAAACUCAAUGUUUUCCUUGCCUACGGUACAUACGGGCUGCUAGUGCUGGCAUGUACAGUGCAAUGCCUCUUAUUUAAUCCAUGUCCUCGAAUGACCGGGCUGUUUGUUGGAAUGUGUAAAUUUUAGUUUUUGUUUUUAUGUCUGUUCCCACAAGUGAAGGGGGUGUGCCAUGCAACUGGAAUGAUUGUAAAGCAAAGUAUUACAUAAUAAUGCACAAACCUUUUUCUGGAAUAUAUAUAUACAGAGUAACGCUUUGGUUGUUUGUUUUGUUCACAUGACUUGUAAGCAUUCUCUUCUACCUGUCGUGUAGUAUGUGAACUGUAAGCCCAUUGUGGUGUGUUUGAUCGUUAACGUGCUGAAGAGACAAAUGUUUGUUAAAUAAAUAAUGGCUUAAACAUCCUUUGCAUUUCGUCGGAUAAGUCAUGGUGGUUUGAUUGACUCUUGUCUCUAAAUGGUGUGUGCAUGGCUACGUGUCGCGUUAACCAACCACGAUGGUUUCUCGCCUGUCUUCGGUCAUUCGUAAUGGGUAAAAAGAAUAGACAUUUGAUCAUUCUGCACAUCCUGAAUCCUGAUAUGUAAGUAUCGUCCUACACCUGCUUCAAAGACAAACAAUGAGGAAAAAUGGAUAUCUUCAGAAAGACUGUACACAUUUUUCGGACUUUGGACACGCACACGGGUCCAUGUAUUAUAGUGUGGCAUAUAGUUAAUGUUUAGCGUUGAUAAAAUGUAAGCCGCUUUGUUGUAAUGCAUCCCUGUUCAGAAAAAAGGUAGGGUAGCAGAUUGUGUACCAUUAUUAUGAGUGUGAAUAUCAGACCUGAUUCUCGUCAGUGAGCGUUGAUGAGUGGGUUGCUUCUUUCUUUGUACAUGAAUGCAUAGUUAUUUUUGUAAUAUAUUUCGAUAUUCAGCUCAUCAAAGGCGAGGAAUUCAGAAAAUAUAGGCUAUUUAUAAUGGCGUACGUUUCAAUACAAUUAACUUCUGAGUUGUUGGCUUUUUGAACUAGCCUAUAUUGUUGUGCGGGUAGUCUCUCUAUUUGCACGGCAUUACUUGUAAAUCAUAUUAAAGUAAUCCCAUUGCUUACUGCUCUAAUGGUUUGCGCAUGUCCAACAAUUGCGCAGGCAUGUUUUUGCUGAUGUUGGCGUGGCUAUUCUUCCGGGGAGAUAAAACUGAGCUCUUUGGCGAGGCCUUUUACCACGUCUCCAAAUUCUCCGUUUCUCUUAUUGGCUUUGUUUGCCAAGUUAUGGUUAUAUGUAACCCAAUG